CCCGCCCGCCGGAAGCGGCCCGUUCCCUCGGCGUCGCUUCCGCUGCCGCCGCCGCCGCCUGCGCGGGAUGUAGCGGCCGCGCGGCGGCAGCAGGACGCGGAGGGAGCUGCACCCGCCGGGCUCGGCCACCGGCACCGCCCCCAUGGCCUCCCGCAAAGCCUCCGCCGCCGGGCAGGGCAGCGGGCUGGCGGCCGCGGGCCGGGAGCGGGCGCGCCUGGAGCUGGCGGAGCUGGGGCCGCUCCUGGAGGAGAAGGGGGACGCGGGAACCGCCGGCCCGGCCAGCGCUGAAGACCCACCAUGCCCAGCAGCCCGUGAGGAGGAGGAGGAGGUGGUUCGUGUGCUGACCCUGCCUCUGCAGGCCCAUCAUGCCAUGGAGAAGAUGGAGGAGUUUGUGUAUAAGGUGUGGGAGGGCCGCUGGAGGGUGAUCCCCUACGAGGUGCUGCCCGACUGGCUGAAGGACAACGACUACCUGCUGCACGGGCACCGCCCGCCCAUGCCCUCCUUCCGCGCCUGCUUCCGCAGCAUCUUCCGCAUCCACACCGAGACCGGCAACAUCUGGACACACCUGCUGGGUUUUGUCCUGUUCCUCUGCCUGGGGAUCCUGACCAUGCUACGACCCAACAUGUACUUCAUGGCUCCUCUCCAGGAGAAGGUGGUGUUUGGGAUGUUCUUCCUGGGAGCAGUGCUGUGCCUCAGCUUCUCCUGGCUUUUCCACACUGUCUACUGUCACUCCGAGAAGGUCUCCAGGACUUUCUCAAAGUUGGAUUAUUCAGGAAUUGCACUGCUGAUCAUGGGGAGCUUUGUCCCGUGGCUCUACUACUCCUUCUACUGCUCCCCUCAGCCAAGACUCAUCUACCUCUCCAUUGUCUGUGUCCUGGGCAUCUCAGCCAUCAUCGUUGCCCAGUGGGACCGGUUUGCCACCCCCAAGCACAGGCAGACCAGAGCAGGUGUCUUCCUGGGGCUGGGGCUGAGCGGGGUGGUGCCCACCAUGCACUUCACCAUCGCCGAGGGCUUCGUCAAGGCCACCACGGUGGGGCAGAUGGGCUGGUUCUUCCUGAUGGCCGUGAUGUACAUCACGGGGGCGGGGCUCUACGCCGCCCGCAUCCCCGAGCGCUUCUUCCCGGGGAAAUUCGACAUCUGGUUUCAGUCCCAUCAGAUCUUCCAUGUGCUGGUGGUGGCUGCUGCCUUUGUCCACUUCUACGGGGUGUCCAACCUGCAGGAAUUCCGCUACGGCCUGGAAGGGGGGUGCACAGACGACUCUCUCCUCUGAGGGCACCUGAGUUUUAGUACAAGCUUCCUAAGUGCUUUUUAAACUCUUUUUUGUCUUUGCUACAAAAAAACAAACAAACGAACAAAAAAAAAAAAAUCAAACAACAACAACAACAAAAAUCAAAGGAAGACUCAAAAAACUGUUGGAGGGGGGGGGUUCGUUGGUUUUGUUGUGGUUUCGAAGAAAACGGAACAAAACACCCAACAAACCACCCCAAAAAAAUUCUUCAGUGAGAGUUGAUGACCAAAUUCUGACACCCCCCACCCCCCCACCCCAUGGUGCUGGGGACCCCUGUGCUCUCUUCUUCCAGACAGUGUUUUAGCAGCACCAGGGCCUCCCCCCCCCCCCCCAUUUCCAACAGCAAAAGGGGUGGAUUCCCUGUUCCCAGCACCCCCUGUUCCCAGCACCCCCUCUUCCCAGCACCCCCUGUUCCCAGCACCCCUCUUCCCAGCACCCCGUGUUCCCAGCACCUCCAUUCCCAGCACAUGCACUUCCAAGCCCCAGAGAGGAGUGUUUAUUUUGCAUAUCCCUGCAGCCUGGCUGGGGUGGGGGGACACACACACACAGAGCCCUUCAGCCCCCUCCCCUGGUGCUGCUGCCCAGGGCACAGAUUCAUGUAAUUUAAGUUUUCAUUGUCUUUUUGUUUUUUUUUGGUUUGUUUUCCUUGACAAAGUAAUGUAAACAGAAAUGAGAGAAUAUUUAAUAUUUAAUACUUAAGCUUUAAUUAAAGACUUGCUGCCACUGCAGUGUACCCAGACCCCCCCUGCCCUGUCUGUGGUGGUACAGGAGGGACAGUGUGUGAGGGGGAUGUAGAGCUGCUGUAGCUGAUUGAAAUAAAAUGGUCGAUAGUUCAGUGUC
This is a messenger RNA of Apus apus (common swift), 2128 nucleotides long. It is a transcript of the gene ADIPOR1, whose product is annotated as adiponectin receptor 1. Gene Ontology annotation, biological process: adiponectin-activated signaling pathway. Bases 143 to 1270 code for a protein of 375 amino acids. The record is from RefSeq and is a predicted model, not a curated record. Lineage: Eukaryota; Metazoa; Chordata; Aves; Apodiformes; Apodidae. Gene Ontology annotation, molecular function: signaling receptor activity. Gene Ontology annotation, cellular component: plasma membrane. The transcript has 8 exons.